Molecule: messenger RNA, 336 nt
Organism: Ogataea philodendri
Lineage: Eukaryota; Fungi; Ascomycota; Pichiomycetes; Pichiales; Pichiaceae
Exons: 1
Coding region: 1-336 (111 amino acids)
Source: RefSeq, a predicted model, not a curated record
AUGACAAAAAGUUUGAGAACAGUCCAGAUAUCCUUAAAUGUGGAUCUUCCUAUACUCAAUCCCAUGUACCCCAAUGCCUCCGAGUACGACGACGCCUGUUUUGUGACUGAAACCAUCAAUACUGGUGUCAGUAGCAGUGAUACCAUUGUAGAAAUUGACACUCGUAGCAACCGCGAUUUGAUCACAACAACAGAAUCACGGUUCCCUCUAAUCGGCUUGAUGUAUAGAACCAGCACAUACAACGAUGUCACUGCGAAGGAGCACCAGAAUGUCGAUGUUUUUGGAUCCAUCUGCUGUUUCGAUUUGGAUAUAUUUAUUUUUUGGUGGCAGGUGUAA